Molecule: messenger RNA, 1039 nt
Organism: Nilaparvata lugens (brown planthopper)
Lineage: Eukaryota; Metazoa; Arthropoda; Insecta; Hemiptera; Delphacidae
Product: partitioning defective 3 homolog
Exons: 7
Coding region: 266-1024 (252 amino acids)
Biological process (GO): establishment of cell polarity; cell adhesion; intracellular protein localization
Cellular component (GO): apical plasma membrane; adherens junction; apical junction complex
Molecular function (GO): protein binding; phosphatidylinositol binding
Source: RefSeq, a predicted model, not a curated record
AUUUCCGUUAUUCCAAUCUCUUCAGUUGUAUUUCUGGUCCGUUUUUGCUGAUUGUGCAUUGUUUCUACAGGGUGCGGCGGUUGAAGACGGACGUCUGCGGCCGGGCGAUCGUCUGCUGGCGGUCGACGGCUGUCAGCUGACCGGGAAGACGCAGGCUGAAGCCGUCGCUUUGCUGAGACAGGUGCCAGCCAAUGCCACUUGCCUUAUCACAGUGUCCAGGCACGACCCCAACGAGAAGGAUACCACUAACACCAGCAGUAGUAGUAUGGAGGUCGGUCAAAGUCCGAGCAAACAGCAGCAGAGACCAGUUGAGGUCAAGUCAAACAAAUCUGCCAACCACUCAAAUCAGGAUUCGAAUAGCAGCGGUGGUUCAGUUCAUAGUAAACGAGUCAAUGAUAGUAAAAAUAGCAGCAGUCACUCCUCCAAUCAGGAUGACUCGACCAACGACUCUCAUCCUAACCUGUGGAAGCAGAAGGAGAUAGUGACGCUGUACAUCCCAGUUCAUGACACGGAGAAGGCCGGCCUGGGAGUCAGUGUCAAGGGCAAGACUAGUGGUGGAGGGGGUAACUCUUCCCCCACCACCGAUCUCGGAAUAUUCAUCAAGAAUGUGUUGCAUGGAGGCGCUGCUUCCAGGGACGGAAGACUUAGAACCAAUGACCAGUUGCUGAGCGUCAACGGAAUCACACUGUCUGGAUUGUCCAAUCAGGCGGCAAUGGAGACCCUUCGUAGGGCGAUGCUUAGGACAGAGGGCCCCGUGGAAGGGAGUAUAGUGCUUACUGUGGCCAGGCGAAUACAGGGUGCCGGCUCAAAGGACACACCCCGAAGAGGCUCUGUCUCCUCACUGCUCACUGACUCAUCAGCCAACACGGAGACGUUUGGAGGCAGUAAUGGAAAUAAUGGAGGAGUUGAUGUGCAGAAUAAUUCGGGAAACAGUGAAGCAUCUGACAGCACUGUCAUAUGUCUACCCACCACCACACAGCACUCCUCUAAUAGCAACUCCACCCAACGGUCGAAUAAUGGUUAGUGCUCCACUUUCAUA